This is a messenger RNA of Hirundo rustica (Barn swallow), 3166 nucleotides long. RefSeq names its product KLF transcription factor 8 (gene KLF8). The record is from RefSeq and is a predicted model, not a curated record. NCBI's taxonomy places the organism in Eukaryota, Metazoa, Chordata, Aves, Passeriformes, Hirundinidae. The transcript has 5 exons. The coding region runs from base 85 to 1053 and encodes 322 amino acids. Gene Ontology annotation, biological process: regulation of transcription by RNA polymerase II. Gene Ontology annotation, molecular function: DNA-binding transcription factor activity, RNA polymerase II-specific; RNA polymerase II cis-regulatory region sequence-specific DNA binding.
CCGGGUGGCCCCACGUCCGGCCGGAGCCGCCCCCGAGGCGCCGCCCCGGUCGGUUGGUUGGGCCAGGGGAAGGCGACGCCCGCCAUGAGUUCGUCGGCGCUGCUGGCUGAGGGCCCCCUCGAUCCCCCGGUGCUGCUGGCCGACAUCAAGACGGAGCCCCCCGAGGAGCUGCUGGCCAGCGACUGCAGCCAGCCCCAGGCCGAGCCCGUCGAUCUCUCCCUCAAUAAAUCCAAGGUGGCUCCGGCCUCGGCCCCGCCGCCACCGCCCCCCACCUCGGUCCAGUCUUCCCCCAUGCUGGUGGCUCCCCCGCUUCCCGCUCCCAGCACCGUGUCCGUCCCGCCCUCCGGUCUCAGCUCCACCUCGGCCAUCCCGGCUGUCCUCUCACCCGGCUCCAUCCUGGCCUCCACGCAGGGCAGCGGCGGGCAGCAGAUCCUCCACGUCAUCCACACCAUCCCCUCCGUCAACCUGCCCAGCAAGAUGGGUAACCUGCAGACCAUCCCCGUGGUGGUGCAGUCCCUCCCCGUCGUCUACACCACCGUGCCCACGGACGGCGUCACCGCCAUUACCGUGCCCCUCAUCGGGGGGGACGGCAAGAACGCCGGGUCUGCUUUCCUUUCCCGGACUUCUCCAGUGAAAAUGGACCCUGGCUCCGUGUACCCCAUGGACAUGAACAGCGACAGCGAGGACAGCGCCUCCGAGAGCGGCCCAGCGCCUUUCCAGGACCUCCAGAGAGACAGGCCGGCGGCGCGGGGGCCCAGAGCCGACUCCCCGGACCUGAAGAAGCGGCGCAUCCACCAGUGCGACUUCGAGGGCUGCAAUAAGGUCUACACCAAAAGCUCCCACCUCAAAGCCCACCGGAGGAUACACACAGGCGAGAAGCCCUACAAAUGCACGUGGGAAGGCUGCACCUGGAAGUUCGCCCGCUCGGACGAGCUCACCCGGCACUUCCGCAAGCACACGGGCAUCAAACCCUUCCGCUGCUCGGACUGCGACCGCAGCUUCUCCCGCUCCGACCACCUGGCGCUGCACCGCCGGCGGCACGUCAUGAUGUGAGCGGCGCCCGCCGGGCUGGGAGCCGGCAGCGCCCGCCUGCCUCCAUCCAUCCACGCCCCGCGGCUCCUGCGGGGCGGGGCGGGGCGGGGACUGCGGGAGCGCCGGGGCCGAGCCCAGCCCGCCGCGGGAGCCCUGCCGGCGCACGGGACGGCAAACAAUGGAUUCUGGACUGCUGCCCCUUCUCUCUUGUUCUUAUUCCUGGGUUUGACCUCGCCUGGAGGCUCCUUGACUCCUCACCUGGAAUUCUUCCGUUAGCUGCCUCAGGCUCUUCAGCUCGCCGUUGCCCCUCUGUGCUCCCUGUCCCCUGCCCCUCCUGGUGCCAGGAGCCGUGGCGAGGACAGGGACAGGGGGUGACGGUUCCCCCCUGGAGGAGCUGUCGGCCAUUCCCUCUCCAUCCCCAGACUGCCCCAGCAGGAGGAGGGACAUCACCUCUCUGUGUGUCCCUGGGCACGUGCUGGUGCUGCGCUUCGUGGGGAGUGCUGGGGGCACAGAGAGCCCGGAGGAAAAGAGGAAUCAAGAAGGGGGGAAACACAACCCGACAGCGACCCACAAACGAGAGCGUCACCAUCGCACAAAGGGAAACUUUGUGGAACAUGGAACUUUUAUUUUAUGGAAUUCUACAAGGGGGUGGGACAGGGUGGGGGGGGAUGAGAGCCAGCAGCUCUCGGGUUUUUUGGAAGACUCUGGGCCACUUGAAGUGUUUCUAAGUUAAACCAGCGGCUGUGGCCACACGCUUUGCUUUUUAAUGAUGGUUUUUGUGGAGUGUUUCUUCCAUCCCCCCAGCCAACCCCGCUGGUUGCUGGGAGGGUGUCAGGAUUUGAGCUGUUGGGUGGUGGGAAGGCUCACGGGGACCACGACAUGCUCCAUGCUCAGGGCAGUUCCUGCAGGGGCUGGUUGGGAGGAGCUUCCCAGGCUCCCUCUGCGCUGGUGCUUUUGCCCUGGAUCUGUGGGGAUGGGGGCACUUCAGGGACACCUGUGGCCCCUGGAAACAACACACAGCUGUUUGGGAAAGUGCUUUUCCUCAGCUUCCCAUCCACCAGGCACGGUGUGCCAUGGGCAGAGCUUGUCCCUGGCCUGAGGGGCUGAGGGAGAGUCUGCCUGGGCACCCGUGAAGUGCUGGGACCUGCCCCUGGCCACAGCCACCCCAGCUGGGCUGCAGGCCUGGGGCAGAGAGGCUGGAGAGCUGCCAGCUGGGCAAUGCUUGUUCGGUUCUAUUCGUGGCAGGAGGCAGAAAUGCCAUGGAUUGGCCUGGUCAGGGUGAGGGUGUCACCUCCCAGAGGGCACCGGGACAAGGCAGAGCUGUUGAAGGCAUGCUGUGUCCAGAGGAUGGACCAAGGGGUGCCAGUGCCCUGAGCUGGACCAGCAGGACUGCAAGAAUGAUCAACUCCCCAAACUUGUGCAGGGUCUGCUGCUCCAGCUGGGUCCCUCCAAACCCCUGUGGGACCUGGGAACCUCCAAAUCCCUAUGGGACCUGGUGGGAUUCAUCUGAGAAUCCUCCAAGAGUUGCUGAUGCCAUCACAAAGCCUCUCUUGAUCAUUUUGAAUGGUCUUGGGGAUCCAGGAGGUCCCACCUGGCUGGAAACUGGGGUCUGUUGUCCUGAUUUUCCAGAAGGGCAAGAAGGACGACCCUGGGACCCACAGGCCUGUCAGUCUCAUUUCAGUGCCCAGUAAAACCAUGGGAAAGAUUAAUCUGGGAAGUACUGGAAAACACCUGGAGGACAACACAGUUAUUGGUCACAGCUCCAUGAGGGGAAAGUCCUGCUUGUCCAACCUGAUUUCCUUCUACAUCCCGCCUGGUUGAUCAAGGAAAGGCAGGAGAUGAAAUUUUUUGAACUUCAGCAAAGCUUCUGCUGAUGUCUCUCCCAGGGUCCUUCUGGACAAAAUGUCCAGGCCACGGCUGGAUAAACACACCAUGGGGUGGGGGAGCAGCUAGCUCAUGGGUUGGGCACAGGAUGACAGAGUGGGGUGACACCAGUGGCACCCCUCAUUACUGGGGUUCCACAGGGCUCCAGCCUCAUCCCAGUUCCCUUCAUCAUCCUGGUGAGCAACCCAGAUACAGGGCUCCAAGGAAUACUGAGGGGAAAAAAAAUCUCUCAAUUCUUCAAUUGAAGCUU